Molecule: messenger RNA, 1162 nt
Organism: Microtus ochrogaster (prairie vole)
Lineage: Eukaryota; Metazoa; Chordata; Mammalia; Rodentia; Cricetidae
Gene: Ybx1
Product: Y-box binding protein 1
Exons: 6
Molecular function (GO): nucleic acid binding
Source: RefSeq, a predicted model, not a curated record
UUGGACGUUGUUGUGCUUUGUUUUCCAGCAACGAAGGUUUUGGGAACAGUAAAAUGGUUCAAUGUAAGGAACGGAUACGGUUUCAUCAACAGGAAUGACACCAAGGAAGACGUAUUUGUACACCAGGGUGCGGAGGCAGCAAAUGUUACAGGCCCUGGUGGAGUUCCAGUUCAAGGCAGUAAAUACGCAGCAGACCGUAACCAUUAUAGACGCUACCCACGUCGUAGGGGUCCUCCACGUAAUUACCAGCAGAAUUACCAGAAUAGUGAGAGUGGGGAAAAGAACGAGGGAUCGGAAAGUGCUCCUGAAGGCCAAGCCCAACAACGCCGGCCCUAUCGCAGGCGAAGGUUCCCACCUUACUAUUUGCGGAGACCCUAUGGGCGUCGACCACAGUAUUCCAACCCUCCUGUGCAAGGAGAAGUGAUGGAGGGUGCUGACAACCAGGGUGCAGGAGAGCAAGGUAGACCAGUGAGACAGAAUAUGUAUCGGGGUUACAGACCACGAUUUCGCAGGGGCCCUCCUCGCCAAAGACAGCCUAGAGAGGACGGCAAUGAAGAGGACAAAGAAAAUCAAGGAGACGAGACCCAAGGUCAGCAGCCACCUCAACGUCGGUAUCGCCGCAACUUCAAUUACCGACGCAGACGCCCAGAGAACCCUAAACCACAAGAUGGCAAAGAGACAAAAGCAGCCGAUCCACCAGCUGAGAAUUCGUCCGCUCCCGAGGCUGAGCAGGGCGGGGCUGAGUAAAUGCCGGCUUACCAUCUCUACCAUCAUCCGGUUUGGUCAUCCAACAAGAAGAAACGAAUAUGAAAUUCCAGCAAUAAGAAAUGAACAAAGAUUGGAGCUGAAGACCUUAAGUGCUUGCUUUUUGCCCGUUGACCAGAUACGCUAGAACUAUCUGCAUUAUCUAUGCAGCAUGGGGUUUUUAUUAUUUUUACCUAAAGAUGUCUCUUUUUGGUAAUGACAGAUGUGUUUUUUAAAAAAAAAGGUCUGGUUUUUCUCAAUACACCUUUAAUGGUUUUUAAAUUGUUUCAUAUCUGGUCAAGUUAAGAUUUUUAAGAACUUCAUUUUUAAUUUGUAAUAAAAAACGUUUACAACUUGAUUUUUUCAAAAAAAGUCAACAAACUGCAAGCACCUGUUAAUAAAGGUCUUAAAUAAUAAU